This is a messenger RNA of Protobothrops mucrosquamatus (brown spotted pit viper), 807 nucleotides long. It is a transcript of the gene FAIM, whose product is annotated as Fas apoptotic inhibitory molecule. The transcript is spliced from 5 exons. The record is from RefSeq and is a predicted model, not a curated record. Bases 37 to 576 code for a protein of 179 amino acids. Gene Ontology annotation, biological process: canonical NF-kappaB signal transduction; negative regulation of extrinsic apoptotic signaling pathway via death domain receptors; positive regulation of neurogenesis. Lineage: Eukaryota; Metazoa; Chordata; Lepidosauria; Squamata; Viperidae.
GAGAGGCUCUGUCCCUGAGGCAGUUACAUAGACAGAAUGACGGACCUGGUAGCUGUCUGGGAAGUAGGCCUGAGUGAUGGUGUUCACAAAAUUGAAUUUGAACAUGGGACCACAUCAGGAAAGCGUGUUGUGUAUGUAGAUGGAAAGGAAAUAAUAAGAAAAGAAUGGAUGUUUAAAUUAGUGGGAAAGGAGACAUUUACAGUUGGAGCUGCUAACACAAAGGCUACUAUUAAUAUUGAUGCAGUCAGUGGAUUUGCAUAUGAAUAUACUCUGGAAAUAGAUGGAAAAAGUCUCAAGAAAUAUCUGGAGAAUCGGUCAAAAACAACAAAUACUUGGGUAUUACACCUAGAUGGUACAGAUUUUAGAGUUGUUUUAGAGAAAGACACAAUGGAUGUCUGGUGCAAUGGUAAAAAAGUGGAGACAGCGGGUGAAUUUGUAGAAGACGGGACAGAAACACAUUUCAGUAUUGGAAAGCACAACUGUUAUAUCAAAGCUAUCAGCAGUGGGAAGAGAAGGGAAGGAAUUCUUCACAUGCUCAUUGUGGAUGAUGGCGAAAUUCCAGAAGUCUUGGAAUAGCUUUCAGAGACUAAUGCAGAUAAAAAUAUCAGGGAUUUCAAUUACUGUGGUAAUUGACAACAUUAAUAUGUACUUGUUCAUUUAGUCGGUGAUGGAUUUUUUUAAGUUAGAGCAUAGAAAAUUCACUAGAAGGCCAAAUAUGUAUGUAAAGUUACGUGUAAUCUAUUUUGUUAUAUAGGGAAACUGACUAAUGUAGAAAUUGUUUACUUGAUACAUUUUAAUAAAAUAGUG